Oryza brachyantha (malo sina) is the source of this 852-nucleotide messenger RNA. RefSeq names its product receptor-like protein Cf-9 homolog. Lineage: Eukaryota; Viridiplantae; Streptophyta; Magnoliopsida; Poales; Poaceae. Gene Ontology annotation, molecular function: protein binding. The record is from RefSeq and is a predicted model, not a curated record.
AUGGAAGUUGGACAUUCGAGGCUAUUGAUAGAUUUUGAUGACAAUAAGAUUGAAGAAGAUUUGUCCAUAUCUCUAGUGCAUUGUCAAAAAUUGGAGACAAGACUCGCAAAUUUUCAAGUCUUAAGGAUCCUAGAUCUAGCCUCCAACAACUUCUCAGGUCCAUUGAUUGAAGAAUGGUUUACAAGGCUAAAGCCCAUGACGAUUGGAUUUGGUACUGACAUGUCGGUGAUGAAAUAUGAAGGUUAUCAAAACCAGGUUCACCAAAUUAACAUUGUAGUCACAUAAAAAGCGUUUGAAAUGACAAUCGAGAAGAUACUAAUAACCUUUGUAUUCAUAGAUGUUUCGAACAACGAUUUCCAUGGAAGCAUCCCUGAAGCUACUGGAGAGCUAGUUGUGCUAAACACACUCAACAUAUCUCACAACUCACUGACAGGGCCAAUUCCAUAUCAACUUGGUCAUCUGAACCAAAUGGAGGAUUUGGACCUGUCCUCAAAUGAGCACUCAGGAGUGAUUCCACACGAGCUAGCAUCGUUGCACUUCCUGACGACACUAAACCUGUCCUACAACAAGCUGGUGGAAAGAAUACCAGAAUCAUAUCAAUUCCGGGCAUUCAGUAAUAGUUCAUUUCUGGGGAACGAAGAUCCAACGAUCAGAAGUGAUUUGAUACUGCGAGAUAUCGGUACCUCGAGAUACUUUUUAUUGGACUCUAAAAUUGCUCAUGACCUUCCAUUACAUCAUGCUGUUCCCUUUUUUUCUGGAAUAGGAUUUGGCCUCGUAUUUGCCACUGUAAUCGUAGUAGCAUGGGGAGUCCCCAUUAGAAAACGGACUAUACUAGCGCGGAGAGCCCUCUGA